CUUCCAACAUAACUGUUAACUCUCAGAAUUGAUUAACGCAUAGGAAUUGUAGGAGAAAGGGGACGAUUGGUCGACCUUGGAAUUUCCAAAAGCGAAGCAGGAUUCUGUGUUCUCUCCUCGUGUUCGUAUCCUCGCGGGGCGAUUCCAGCGAAGCCAUUCCCCCGUCGGAAACUCCUUUCUCCCUCCCGCGCCAUCUUCUAAGUCCCCUCCCUGACCUAACCAUUUCCCACCUACUCCCCACUCCAGUCUUCCUCUUCACUACUUCUCCGUCAUUCGACGAAUCCCCCCAUUUCUUCAUGGUGUUGCUCUCCUAUUGGCUUUUCCACCAGACUAUCGAUUCCCAAUUCCCGGCGCAAUGUACGGCGGCCAGGAUCUAAUUUUGCCAGCACUGAUCAAGCUCCACUCUCCCCACCACCAACAACAACACUCUGAUUACUCUUCUUCUAUCCUCGUCGGCGGCAUCUUCCUCGAACACGAAACAGUUCUCCCUUCGUUCUUCUCCUUGAAACCUAAUCAGCCCGACUCCUCUCGCUGCUCGGGCCUCUCCAGGAAUUUGAGGCUUGAGGUCGAUGGCGGCCUGCCCCGGCGCCGGCAGCGGCGGCGAAGGGAUGCACUGGCGUUUCUUUCUGUAAGUUUGUCGAUGAAACGGGGCGACGAAGAGUUUGUUGCGGAACGGCCGGGAAGCUUGGCUCAGAAUGGGGAAGACAAGAAUUUGGAGGCGGAAAUGAAGCUUGGCACAUUUCUCGCUGCUGAGGCGAAGAAGGGGAAUGAUGAUGAGAAGAAGAAGAAGAAGAAGAAGGUUGGUGUGCGGAAUUCCGGAUCAGCGGCUUUCAAUACCACUAAGCAUCUCUGGGCUGGCGCCGUGGCAGCUAUGGUUUCCAGAACCAUUAUAGCACCUCUGGAGAGAAUGAAGCUGGAGUACAUACUUUGUGGCGAGACGACGAAUAUAGUUGCACUCACCAGGAAAAUUUUCUUAACUCAAGGGGUCAAAGGUUUCUGGAAAGGCAACUUGGUCAAUAUUCUUCGAACUGCUCCCUUUAAGGCUAUCAACUUUUAUGCAUACGAUACGUACAGAAAGACACUACUGAAAUGGACUGCGAAUGAGGAAACCACAAACUUUGAGAGGUUUGUUGCAGGUGCUGCCGCUGGUGUUACUGCUUCUCUGCUCUGCUUGCCUUUGGACACUAUAAGGACCAAGAUGGUAGCACCUGGUGGUGAAGCAUUGGGUGGUGUAAUUGGGACAUUUCGUUACAUGAUCCAGACUGAAGGCUUCUUCUCACUUUACAAGGGUUUAGUACCCUCAUUAGCAAGCAUGGCUCCUGCGGGUGCAGUAUUUUAUGGUGUCUACGAUAUACUGAAGACAGGAUAUCUUCAUUCGCCCGAGGGGAAGGCGAGAAUUCAACACAUGAACCAAGAAGGGCAGGAGCUGAAUGCCUUUGACCAGCUGGAGUUGGGUCCCUACAGGACACUGCUCUAUGGUGCGAUUGCAGGGUGUUGCUCCGAGGCUGCUACUUACCCAUUUGAAGUUGUGAGGAGACAGCUUCAAAUGCAAGUCCGUGCCACAAAGAUGAAUGCAGUGGCAACUUGUUUGAAGAUAGUUGAACAUGGAGGCAUUCCUGCUCUAUAUGCUGGAUUAAUACCAAGCUUGUUACAGGUUUUACCUUCUGCUGCAAUAAGUUAUUUUGUGUACGAAUUCAUGAAGAUAGUACUGAAAGUGGAUUCGUCGUAGGCAAGCUUUUGCUGCAACAGCAACACUAGAAGUUCUAUACAAGAAUAUGGCUGUAACCGUGCCACCAAUCCCCCAGCUCUUCUUUACUGUUUCUUUGUUUGUGGUUCUAAGAAGCCUUCAUUGUGCCUCUGGAAAUCAUCGUUGUUUUACAAAUUACUUUGUCUUUGGUUUUGAGGAGUAGAGAGUAGCAGCAGUUUGAGGUCGUUUUUCACUUUCAACUCAUUCCAUCCCAACUGAGGCAGCUUUCACUUCACAGGAUCCUAACGAUAGUUCUUCUUCAACUUUGAUCAAAUCUCCGAGAAUUAGAUGAGAAAUGACUUGCAAAAACUCUUGUAAGCAUCCUUGGCGAAAUUCGGAAAUUGGCUUGGUUUAUGAAGCACUUGUAGGAUCACUUUUGACUUUUGAUAAUGUUGCCCCACCAAUCGUGCUAAGAUUAGG
Messenger RNA from Linum tenue, 2167 nucleotides. NCBI's taxonomy places the organism in Eukaryota, Viridiplantae, Streptophyta, Magnoliopsida, Malpighiales, Linaceae. The record is from the annotation of a GenBank genome assembly.